GGAGGAGGAAGAAGCAGCAUGAAGCGUCCAGCCGCCACCUAGGCUCAAACACGGCUUCCCUGGUUGUCUCGCAAGGGAUGCAAGAUGGAGGCGAACCAGCACUUUCUUUGCGGGGUGGUGGAAGGUUUCUAUGGGAGGCCAUGGUCUAUGGACCAGAGGAGAUUUCUCUUCCAGUGGAUGCAGAAUUGGGGUUUAAACACUUACCUGUAUGGUCCAAAAGAUGACCUGAAGCAUAGAUUGUUGUGGAGAGAAGUCUAUUCACCUGAAGAGGAAGGUCAACUGCGCACUCUUAUCACGGAGGCCCAAUCGAGAGGCCUAAGGUUCGUUUACGCCCUCUCUCCCGGUCAGGACAUCGUCUUCUCGUCCUCCUGUGACCUGACUCUCCUGAAACGCAAGCUGAGACAAGUGUCUGACCUCGGUUGCCAGGCCUUCGCCAUCCUGUUCGACGACAUCGAUCACUCCUUGUGUCAGGCUGACAGUGAGGCCUUCUCUUCAUUCGCACAUGCUCAGGUCACCGUAACCAAUGAGAUUUACCGCUUCUUGGGGGAGCCGCCCGUCUUCCUGUUCUGCCCCACAGAGUACUGCAGUUCUCUGUGUUCCCCCAGCGUGCAGAAGUCUCCUUACCUGCAGACUGUUGGCGAGGACUUGCUUCCCAACAUCACAGUAAUAUGGACAGGUAGCAAGGUCAUCUCUCGGGAGCUUUGUGUGGAGCGCCUGGCCGAGGUGGAGUCCGUCCUGCAGCGCCCGCCGCUCAUCUGGGACAACCUGCACGCCAACGACUACGACUCCCGCCGGCUCUUCCUGGGUCCAUUCAAGGGCCGCGAGCCUUGGCUGAGACGCCACCUGAGGGGCCUUCUCCUCAAUCCCAACUGCGAGUUUGAGGCCAACUACAUCCCGCUGCACACGCUGGCAAGUUGGUACAGAGCUGGAAGCCAGGAGAGCAAAGAUGAGGAGACAGAUUAUUGUCCCGACAGAGCUUUGUCUGCUGCAUUACACGACUGGAUGGAAGAACUCAACCAACCUCUCCAAGCAGGUCGGCAGCGCGCACGAGCAGAUCAGCGCAGUUCCCGAUCCAAAACCCCGGACGGAUGCGACUGCACCGCCACCUUUCGAGGGAGCUCUGUGGUGGCCAAACUCCCCGUGUUCCCCCUCAACUCAAGCUCGCCCCCUCCCUCACCCACUAAGAGCAAAGGGGAGAGGGAGGUCCAAGAGGGCGGGAAACGGCAGCCGGGUCAAGCCAACAACCGAGCGCCGGCAUCCAGGUCCGGCGCUCCUUCAGGGGGAGGCCGUGGACAUAAGGCCCGUGGUCGAGGUCACUCCGGUGGGAAGGGCCUUCUGAGCGAAUCCCAGGUGCGGCUGCUGGUGGGCCUCCAUUAUCUGCCUCACGAGCAUGGCCCGUCGGCCCAGAAACUUCUCCAGGAUCUCACCUGGCUCAAAAGCAACUGCCAUCUGGUCUGUGCCAACAGCAAGAAGAGUUCACCUCACAAGGUGGAUGAAUGGCGGGGUCGGGCCUCUGAGUUCCUGUCUCUGUGCGAAGACAUUGCGCAGUUGCACUGCAGCGUGGUGGGCGGGGCCAACCGGGCUGUGCUGUAUGACCUUUACCCUUAUGUGUGGGACCUGAGGAACAUGGCACUUGUGGCCAAGGCCUUCGUAUGCUGGCUGGAUGGUCGGGUCCUGAAUGACAGCGCCACCUUGGCCUCCUGGAGGAAUUGCUUCCACUUGUGCGGGAAGACCGCAGGAACGGACGUGCUGCGAGAGGAGUCGGAGCCGUGGGCGUUUAAAGGAGGCGUAUCCGGGGAAGUGCAGAUGCUUCUCCCAAUAGGCAGCAGCAGUGAACUCUUCACUCACCCUCCUCCUCUCUUCCCCACCUCGCGUCUCUACAACAUCAGGCCCUACCGCAGUAAGGACAAGGUGGAGUUGUACCGGAUGGUGCGUCAGCUUCACCUGAGGUCUCAGUGUGGCCAAGAGUCGGGUGCGUCUCAUCCGGAUGUCGUAGGAGACAGGUGCCUGGGAGCAUGCCUGGCCUUGUGCCCCGAGUACAGCUUCAUCUUGGAGGAUGAGCUGGGCGUGUGCGGUUGCAUUUUGGGCAUCCUGGACGUCGGCUCUUUUGCCAAGAGGUGUCAGGCCAGCUGGUUGCCCGCCAUGAGGGACAAGUACAUGCCCAACGGAGGGCACGCAAACACGCAGGACUUAAUCAAGCUGAUGGAGGAGGACCAGGGAGAGUAUCCGGACUCGCUCCUCUGUCACUUCCCUUCCCAGCUGCAUCUGGACAACCUGCCCGAGCCGGUGGACGUCAGCGUCAGCCGCACCCUGCUCGUCGCCCUCCUGGCGGCCCUCAAGGCCAACGGUUCUCAGGGCGUGUUCUGCGAGGUUCAGCCCACCGACCGCCAGAGGCUGGAGUUCUUGACUAAACUGGGCUUCCUGGAGAUCCUCAGAGGGGAAGCCAGGAGCAGAGAGGGCCUGCUGAUGGCCAGGCUGCUUUGAGGACAUCGUCUCUGACAUGCACACGCUGAAAAAGUCACCUGAGUUCAAACACACGCACACCCACAUGUCAAGACAAGCGUUCAGUAAUGAUGUACUUCUUUGCUUCAUGGUCGAUUUACAAAAUCAAACACUGCCGAAUGUUUUCAUCUUUAGAUGUCGUCUAAAGAUGUCGAGACAAAAAUAAUCAUAACGAGGUGGGAGCAGAGUGUUCGGAUCAAGUCUGGAUUGAAACUGGCUUUAAUUCCACCCCAAACUGUAACGUGUGUCCUGCAUCCAAAUUAGGACGUCGUCUGCUAGCUCCUGGAGAAUUUUACACGUGCUUAGUUUAGAUGGGUGUUUAUAUGCAUGAAACGUUGUGUGGCUAUUCAUAAAAAUACAUUAAAAAAAGACAUGAAAAAGAAAGCUUUGAUGUAAAAGUCACAGAGCUGUUUCAGCCGUGGUAGUUUUGAAGUCUUAGGGGAAAACAUACUCCGAACGCUCGUGCAUGUGAAUGCAAACUACAUAGGAAUCAUCACCCGCGCACACACAGAAAUGUUUACAUGGGCUUUUUCUGAAUUCAACCUUGACAUUUCACCACAGGCCAAACGAGCUGCCGUUGAUGUCGCCUCCCUCGUGAAAUUACAAAAAUGACAUCAUCAAAUGAGCAAAAACCUGCGGCAAGAAGCACAAACGACAGCACUCGCACUUCACCCUUCAACUCAACGUACGCACGAAGAAUGGUCCUUCGCUCAACAGACAAAACGUUUGUUCAAGUAUUUUGUAUUCAUACUUUGCUUUUGGUUGGUUUCUACAAUUCACGCUCAACCAAUCAACCAAUCAAUCAAUUACAGACUGAAAAGCACUUUUGUAUGUUUCUUAUGACCAAACGCAUCAACGCUUCAUUUUUAAGAGAAUAAAGUCCCACAUCUGAAAGCAUGUUGAUUCAAAAGAAAAGAACUAAAAAGCACUGUGGCAGAAAAGCUCAUAGGCGUAAUUAUAGAAGCCAUUUUCAAAUAAGUGGAUGUGGGGCGUGUUUAGGCAAUAAUGCUGGGAAAUAUAUUGAAAAUCAUCCACAGCGGCAGCAUUGUGGGAAAAGAACGUGCGGUUAUUCCUUCACUUGUGCACAAUAAUAAUAAUAAUAAUAAUAAUAAUAAAAGUUGC
Molecule: messenger RNA, 3624 nt
Organism: Phycodurus eques (leafy seadragon)
Lineage: Eukaryota; Metazoa; Chordata; Actinopteri; Syngnathiformes; Syngnathidae
Product: protein O-GlcNAcase
Biological process (GO): glycoprotein metabolic process
Molecular function (GO): beta-N-acetylglucosaminidase activity
Source: RefSeq, a predicted model, not a curated record